GACCGCGCGUUCUCCUCCUAUGCAAAGUGCCAAGGAGGGGGUGGCUGGGGAGCGUGGGAUGCUCGCCCGGAUACUGCUCCGAGCAGGAGCGAGCCGCGGCAUCUCUCCUUACACGUCCCAGGAGGCAGAUAAGGAGCGAGCACGGCGGGGUACUCCCAGCAGCUCCCAGCAGGCAGGACACCCGGCACACAGCACCUCCCGCCUUGGCCAGCGCAGCCGCCCAGCCCUGCCGAUGGGAGCAGACUGCCCCGGCUGGCCCGGGGACUAGCAGCACCGCUGCGCUGGGCAUGGCCGAGAGCACCUUUACAGGGGCGGACGGGAAGCAAAUGGCCGGCCAGGGGCUGGAGACGGGCACCCCCAGGCCAGCCUCUGCCCUGGCUGGCGGGAAGAUGAGAGGCAGCCCAAGCACACUCAGGCUCCCAUCGGGCUGGAGGAGAGCAAGCCAGCGAGAGGCGGGCAACAGGCAGGGAGCCAGCAACGCGCCCAGCCUAUGCCACAGCGUGACGGGGACCCUCCCAGCUGCAGGCAGGGGCCACGCCAGCUGUGCUCUGCCCAGAGGGAGCGCGGGGAAGCUGUGCCCCGAGAACGCAGCCCGGGAGCGCAGCCGCGUGCGGACCCUGCGCCAGGCCUUCCUGGCGCUCCAGGCAGCGCUGCCCUCGGUGCCGCCGGACACCAAGCUCUCCAAGCUGGACGUGCUCGUCCUGGCCACCAGCUACAUCGCCCACCUGACCCACACCUUGCACCAGGGGCAGCCGCCCCCCGAGGCAGCCCCACUGGCGAGGGCACCCAACUUCCUGCACCCCAUGAAGAAAUGGCCCAUGCGGUCCCGUCUCUACGCUGGAGCCUGGAGCGCGGAUGUUGCUGACGUGCCUGCAGCUGCCCCCGCAGCCCCCAGCAGCAGGAUGAGGAGGGGCAAUGAGGGGGGCAGCCCGGGGGCCGGUGGGGCAGCCCUGUGACACCUCCCAGCCUGCAGCCCCGUGCUCCGGCUCCCUGCAUGGACCCGAGCCCUGGACUGGCCCAGCCGGCUGCCUGCGCCCCAUGGGACUCCGGUGCUCUGCAGGGCUGGCCCGGACUCGCCGCGUCUCUGAUCUCCCAGACCCCUGGCACCAGCAGCCAUGUGCACCGGGCCUGGCUGCCCCGGCUGGCACCACCUCCUCCCACUGGCUCCAGCUCUCCGAGGGGUCUCUGCUGUCCCCGUGACAGCCCUGCCAGUGCCGCACCGCAGCGCCCCAUUGCCCGGCCCGCAAGGGACUGAUCUCCUCCCUGCAGGGAGAAGCCAGGCUCCCAGGCUGAGAGGAAGAGGAGGGAAGAGAUGGGGGAGGAGGAAAAAGUGCGGCUGCAGGGCAGCCUGGCUGGGCACAGGCCAGAGAGCAGGUGGAAGCCACAUCACAGUGUCCCCUGCCCAGCCCUUGCUGUGGUCCCUGACCCCACGUUGCUUGACGGGCAGCACAGUCCGGUCCUGGGCAUCAGAACUCCUGGGUUCUGUUCUCGCUGACGCACUCGGUAGCCUUGGCCGGAUCGCCAGAGCGUAUGGAGAUGGGAUCCGAGCUGGGAGCCACCUUGCCCGCAGUCCCGGCUCUCGUGGUGGCCAGUGCCAGGUGCUCCGGGGGGGUGUCAUAGAAUCAUAGAAUAUCAGGGCUGGAAGGGACCUCAGGAGGUAUCUAGUCCAACCCCCUGCUCAAAGCAGGACCAAUUCCCAACUAAAUCAUCCCAGCCAGGGCUUUGUCAAGCCUGACCUUAAAAACCUCUAAGGAAGGAGAUUCCACCACCCCCCUAGGUAACCCAUUCCAGUGCUUCACCAACCUCCUAGUGAAAAGGUUUUCCUAAUAUCCAACCGAAACCUCCCCCACUGCAACUUGAGACCAUUACUCCUUGUUCUGUCAUCUGCUACCACUGAGAACAGCCGAGCUCCAUCCUCUUUGGAACCCCCCUUCAGGUAGUUGAAGGCUGCUAUCAAAUCCCCCCUCAUUCUUCUCUUCUGGAGACUAAACAAUCCCAGUUCCCUCAGCCUCUCCUCAUAAGUCAUGUGCUGCAGACCCCUAAUCAUUUUUGUUGCCCUCCGCUGGACUCUUUCCAAUUUGUUCACAUCCUUCUUGUAGUGUGGGGCCCAAAACUGGACACAGUAUUCCAGAUGAGGCCUCACCAAUGUCGAAUAAAGGGGAACGAUCACGUCCCUCGA
Messenger RNA from Malaclemys terrapin pileata, 2179 nucleotides. It is a transcript of the gene TCF23, whose product is annotated as transcription factor 23. Gene Ontology annotation, molecular function: DNA-binding transcription factor activity, RNA polymerase II-specific; protein dimerization activity; RNA polymerase II transcription regulatory region sequence-specific DNA binding. Gene Ontology annotation, biological process: developmental process; regulation of transcription by RNA polymerase II. The record is from RefSeq and is a predicted model, not a curated record. The transcript is spliced from 3 exons. The coding region runs from base 288 to 956 and encodes 222 amino acids. Lineage: Eukaryota; Metazoa; Chordata; Testudines; Emydidae.